This is a messenger RNA of Tremella mesenterica DSM 1558, 897 nucleotides long. RefSeq lists its product as uncharacterized. The coding region runs from base 1 to 897 and encodes 298 amino acids. Lineage: Eukaryota; Fungi; Basidiomycota; Tremellomycetes; Tremellales; Tremellaceae. Gene Ontology annotation, biological process: protein import into mitochondrial matrix. The transcript has 5 exons. Gene Ontology annotation, cellular component: TIM23 mitochondrial import inner membrane translocase complex. The record is from RefSeq and is a predicted model, not a curated record.
AUGCCACUCAUACGGAAAGACCGUUCACACCUCCUUCUCAUGGUGCCUCCGGCUUUGAGGAAACAACCACUAGGACAGGAGACCGUGGGACCUUUUCCUCUUGGUGUAGGUCCAGGUGGAAGGAGUCGAGCUUGGAAGAGAUGGAAUGAACUUGGGUUGGGUGGUAAAAUAUGGCGAACAACCCAACAAACAGGAAACAUAACUGUCAUCGCCCUAGGUUUCGGACUGUUCGCCAUCCUCGCUUUCGCCCUUACCACUGAACUAUUCGCCAAAAAUUCACCAAGCGUGUUAUAUUCUCAAGCUGUAGAUUUGAUCAGAGCGUCCAAUGCUCUCAACCCUCAUCUUCUUCCCCCACUCACAUUCACCCACUCACCUCAAUCAUCCGCUCCCGUCCGAGGCUCCCCACCUCUGGCUCAUCGUAUAAUCCGACAUCCUCAUUCAGGUAGAGAUCAUCUUCUCCUCACUUUUUUCGUGCAUGGUAGAGGUAAAGAUGAACCUGAGACUCUUGGAUGGGCAAGAAGGUGGUACGCCUUAGCUGAAGGAUAUGCCCGUCAAGCUGCUCUUAAUUUAGGUAUCGUGAACUCUCCAGAAGAAGAGAAAGAAAUAUUACCAGAGAUAAAAACUGUACCUGAGAAAGGUUUGAAUCUGGGGAAUAUGUUUGGGGGAUUGAGUUUAAAACCCGUCAAAGUGGAAAGACGACAGAAGGGGACGGUACCUCCUGGUACGUAUAAGAUUGGGGAGGUUCGAGCGGAUUAUGUCAAGAACGCUUCUGGACAAUUCACUUUACUCUCACUUGUCAUCGACAUACCUUCUUCCCGUGCUACCCAUCCCAGUCGAGCGGUGGUAUUUUGGUCACCGGAAGCGGACACUGAAGGUCUACUCGGACGAAGAGCAUGA